This is a messenger RNA of Zootoca vivipara (common lizard), 4358 nucleotides long. Lineage: Eukaryota; Metazoa; Chordata; Lepidosauria; Squamata; Lacertidae. The record is from RefSeq and is a predicted model, not a curated record.
UGCUGGGUCGCUGCAGAAACUUUGCCACAGUCUGGUCUGCUGAGGGUUUGGCAUUAAGGCUGAGAUUCAGGAAAUCAAAGCUCUCUUUCGUUGGAUGAGCACCGGGGAGAAAAUGAGAGAUGAUUGGAGCAGGCUAAAUCUGGCAGGGAAGAUCUAGGGAUUCCAGCUGCUCAAGACAGAUGCCAGCCAUCGGAUACUGAUCCACAGGUAUCCUGCGGAGAUUUAACAUAAAGAAGUCCCAGUUCAACAAAGACGGGCGUCUACCUUGCAUAGAGCAGAGUUUGUGAGCUGUUGAGCACACAUACACCGGAAAUGCAAAGGAUGAUGUGCCCUUUCCUUUUUAAGCCUCAAACCAGUAAGAUUGAGUCCCAAGAAGGGAAGGAUAUCAACAACAACAACAAUAACAACAACAGCAGCAGCAGCAUGGAAAAAGCAACUGGGAACUUUCACAGCCUGGCAAAACGAGAAGUCGCCUCGUUAAAUGGCCUAAGCAAGAAACUUGACGUGAUCACUGUAACGGCAAGAGAGAAACAUUCCCCAAAUGGUAUGAAGCAAAUGUCCCGGUGCCCAAGGCAUUUAAACAUCAAAAACUUCGAGACUGGGAGCAGCCUUCAAGACGCAUUGCACUACCAGGCCAAAGAGGUUCUUCACUGCAGGACCAACGUGUGCCAGGGAUCUCUCAUGAACCCCAAAAGUUUGGUCCGAGGUCCCCGCAAUGGGCUCACCCCGAGAGAUGAAUUAUUACCUCAAGCAAUAGAGUUCAUCAACCUGUUUUACAAAUCCUUUAAAGAGCCCAAAAUAGAAAAGCACCUUGCACGCCUGGAAGCCGUGGCCCUAGAGAUAGAAACAACAGGAACCUACCAGAUGACUGGGGAAGAGCUCAUCUUUGCGACCAAGCAGGCCUGGAGAAAUGCCCCGAGAUGCAUUGGAAGAAUCCAGUGGUCCAAUUUAAAGGUCUUUGAUGCCCGCAGCUGUACAACCGCCAAGGAGAUGUUUCAGCACCUCUGCCGCCAUUUGGAGUAUUCCACCAAUGGAGGGAAUAUAAGAUCUGCCAUCACUGUCUUUCCCCAGAGGACGGAUGGGACGCACGACUUCCGGAUAUGGAACAGCCAACUCAUCCGAUACGCUGGGUACCCAAUGCCAGAUGGUUCCAUUGUGGGCGACCCAGCCAAUGUGGAGUUCACACAGCUGUGCAUCCAGCUUGGUUGGAAGCCCAAGUAUGGCCGCUUUGAUGUGGUUCCACUGAUCCUCCAAGCCGAUGGCCAAGACCCGGAACUGUUUGAGCUGCCGCCAGAGCUUGUCCUUGAAGUGUCUAUGGAGCAUCCCACAUACGAAUGGUUUAAAGAACUGGACCUGAAAUGGUACGCCGUUCCUGCUGUCUCAAACAUGCUCCUUGAGUGUGGAGGACUGGAGUUCACAGCUUGCCCUUUCAAUGGCUGGUACAUGGGGACCGAGAUCGGGGUACGAGACUUCUGCGAUGCACAGCGCUACAAUAUCCUUCAGGAUGUAGGGAGGCGGAUGGGCCUGGAAACCAACAAGCUCUCCUCGCUGUGGAAAGACAAAGCUGUGAUAGAAGUAAAUGUGGCUGUGCUUCAUAGCUUUCAGAAACAAAAUGUCACCAUCAUGGACCAUCAUUCUGCUGCUGAGUCGUUCAUGAAAUACAUGCAGAACGAGUACCGGAUUCGAGGAGGAUGCCCAGCUGACUGGGUUUGGCUGGUACCUCCCAUCUCAGGCAGCAUCACACCUGUCUUCCACCAGGAGAUGUUGAACUACAUCCUCUCCCCUUUCUAUUAUUACCAGGUAGAAGCAUGGAAAACGCACAUCUGGAAAGACGAGGGGCGCAAGCCACGGAAAAGAGAGAUAAGAUUCUGCAUCUGGGCCAAGGCUGUGCUUUUUGCAUCGUCGCUCAUGCGGAGAGCCACAGCAGGCAGGAUCAAAGCGACUGUCCUGUACGCGACGGAAACAGGAAGAUCAGAAACGCUGGCGCGGAACCUUUGUGACCUCUUCAACUGUGCUUUCAACACCAGGGUUAUCUGUAUGGACGACUACGAUCCAAGGGAUCUGGAGAAGGAAGCCCUCCUCCUGGUGGUCACCAGCACUUUUGGAAACGGAGACGCGCCCAGCAACGGAAAAAUGCUACAGAACACGCUGCUGUCUAUGAAACAACUGAGCAACAGAUUCAGAUACGCCGUCUUUGGCUUGGGUUCAAGCAUGUAUCCAGAGUUCUGUGCCUUUGCCCGCACCGUUUACCAAAAGCUCGGGCAGCUGGGGGCGUCGCCGCUCACCCCGAUGGGCGAAGGAGACGAGCUCAAUGGACAGGAAGAAGCUUUCCGGAUGUGGGCACUCAAUACCUUCAAGAUUGCCUGCAAAAAUUUUGCUAUCCGUGAAAAGCACAAGAUCUUGGUUCCGAAAGCAUAUACAUGUAAUUCAACCUGGGAUCCAAAGAAUUUUAGGACUGUGUAUGACUCUCAGCUUCUGGACUUGGGGAAAGCACUUGGUGAUGUCCAUGGGAAGACCAUCAUUCCGAUGAAACUAAAGUUUCGGCAGAACCUGCAAAGUUCAAAGUCCAGUCGAGCGACUAUCUUAAUUAAGCUUUCCUGUGAGACAAAUCAGGAAGUCGAGUAUCUCCCUGGAGAUCAUCUCGGGAUCGUCCCUGGCAACCACAAAGUUCUCGUGGAUGGCAUCAUCGCCCGAAUCACAGAUGCUCCUCCGCCGGAUGAGAUCAUUAGGCUGGAAAGGCGCAGCGAUCGUGGCUACUGGACGACGGACAGCAAGUUCCCAGCCUGCACUCUUUCCCAAGCCUUGAUUCAUUUCCUGGAUGUUACAACUCCGCCUUCCCAACAGUUACUUCGGAACCUUUCUCAGCUGGCAAAAGAAGAGAGCGAGAAGGAGAGGCUGGACCUCUUAUCUCAUAACUUGGAGGAGUACAACAAGUGGAAGUUUUACAACAGCCCCACCUUCCUAGAGGUGUUGCAGGAGUUUCCGUCAGCCGAGAUCUCAACCUCUUUCUUGCUGUCGCAGUUGCCUUUGCUGAAACCCAGGUAUUACUCAAUCAGUUCCUCGCAAGACCAGGAGCCCGGAGAACUCCACCUGACAAUCGCCGUGGUCACCUACAGGACCAGAGACGGAGAAGGUCCGGUGCAUUACGGAGUCUGCAGCACUUGGCUGAACACUGUUGACCUAGAGGAGACCAUCCCCUGUUUUGUACGCAGUGGUGAUGACUUCCGGCUUCCAAAAGACCCACACGAACCGUGCAUCCUGAUUGGGCCAGGCACAGGAAUCGCCCCGUUCAGAAGCUUCUGGCAACAGCGCCUCUAUGAUUUGGAAAAGAAAGGGAUCAAAGGAAGGAGUAUGAUCCUGUUAUUUGGCUGCCGACACGCCAGCCUGGAUCACCUCUACAAAGACGAAAUGGAAGAAAUGAAAAGGAAAGGGAUCCUCCGGGAGGUCUACACAGCUUACUCCAGAGAGCCUGGCUAUCCCAAAGUUUACGUCCAAGACCUUCUUCGGAAAAAGCUGGAGUCCGACGUGUGCAGGCUCUUGCACAGAGAGGGGGGCCACCUCUACGUCUGUGGGGACAUCCGUAUGGCUAGAGACAUCGCUAAGACGUUAAGGGAGAUAUUUGCCAAGCAUCUGGGCUUGACGGAACAGCAGGCUGAAGAUUACUGCUUUCAGCUGAAGAGGCAGAAGCGAUACCACGAGGACAUCUUUGGGGCUGUGUUUCCCCACGAGAACCAAAGAGAACUGGAAGAAAUGAAACUUGACAGAGACACCAGUAACUGGAGACCUCAACCUCAACUAAAAUUUUAGCCAUAAUUUGCACACUUGUCCACCUUUUCCAUCAUGAUUGGGGGCAAAUUUUGCUUUCUCUCCAUACUCUGCCUACGUGGAGGCGACUAGCAAGCUUUGUCCCAUAAAUCUCAGCUUUAACAACAUCGAAAACCCGAAACACUACAUAUUUAAUUCUAUUUAUUCUGUAAAUUCCUUUUUUAGUUUGUGUAUAUUUUAUCAGAAGCUUGGUCUGUCAGCUCUUUUUUAAAAAAGAGAAAAAAAGAGAAUAUCUAUUAUUGGACAAAGGCUCUCAGAUUUGUGAUCUGAUUUUACCCUGCAUUACAUGUUUUUAGAAAAGGGAACAGAAAGUAAUCUAGAUUUAAAAACGAAACAAAAGAAAGCAACCAGAUUAGCGGGCAAAAUCAACAGCUCCUACUUAACGAAGGACAAACUAUUGUGCCUGGUGCAUAAGGAGGCGGGGCACUGAUGAGGCAAAGGACAAUGUCAUUGGUGCAGCUUGGAGGCAGCCCCAUUGGUUACUCAUCUAGCUGCACCAUAGCCCAGCCCCUCCCAGGAGCCAAUCAGCUGGG